This is a messenger RNA of Prunus avium (sweet cherry), 754 nucleotides long. RefSeq names its product phytosulfokines 3. Gene Ontology annotation, molecular function: growth factor activity. Gene Ontology annotation, cellular component: extracellular region. Gene Ontology annotation, biological process: cell population proliferation. NCBI's taxonomy places the organism in Eukaryota, Viridiplantae, Streptophyta, Magnoliopsida, Rosales, Rosaceae. The record is from RefSeq and is a predicted model, not a curated record.
CAGACUCUUGCUACAGAAAGUCUGCCUCUUCCCUUCCCCAGUUCACACGGCCUUAUCUCCUUAGUCCUUAUCUUAUUUCUAUAAAUUCAUUCAAUCUGACCCUUGUAUAAUACAAUUUAAAACAAAUAGGAGAAAUGGCCAGAGUUAAAGCCCUCUUCUUCCUAGCCGUCCUCCUCUGCUCUACUUUAGUCUAUGCAGCCAGACCAGAACCAGCUUUUUCUGCAGCCACUUCUGCAAAAACCCAAUUUGAGGGUGUUGAAACAGAGGUUGAUGAGGUGGUGAAUGAGAGCUGUGAAGGAGCUGAGGAGGAGGAGUGCUUAAUGAGAAGGACUCUGGCAGCUCAUGUGGAUUACAUCUAUACACAGAAGCAUAAUCCUUGAACUUGGUUUGUUUUGUUAACAAUAUCUAUUUGUGAUUAUGUAAUACUUGUAAGCAAUAUCAAGUUUCCCCUGUGUUUUUUUAUUUUUUAUUUUCACUUUUUUCUUCAGAUUGUCUAGCAAUGUGAGACUGUGAAUUUGAACCAUUGAUCAAUUUCAAUGCAUGGUCCAAAUGUACAGUUUCACAAAGUAUUUAUCUUAGCAAGAGAAAGCAUAAUAUGAGAGUAAGAUAGUGGAGAUCAAGAACACAGUUUAUAUAUACAACUGUCAUUAUUAAUCUCUCUUUACUACUGCAUUUAUAGUUCAUUCCUACAGAAGAACUGCAUGGUAGUAAAAGAACGAUGAUCAAACGGGAGAGACAUAUGUACACAGUUUUC